UGGGAGCCAGGAGAGAGAGAGUGAGACUGAGAGAGAGGGAGAGGGACGGACAGAGAGUCUUACACCCACUGAGUGACCGUCAGCCUCCAAUCUACCAACCCAGGGGUUGCUUGGAUUCAGUGUCGGUUCUGGAUAGCAGCAAACGAUGUCUGCCAAAGGAAAGGGUUCCAGAUCUGGAUAUAGAGGCAGCGUGAAAGCCGCUCAGGAUUUUUCUGCCAAUCAAGAUGCAGAAAAUCUGUACAACGCGAUGAAAGGAUUUGGCAGUGAUAAAGAAACCAUCAUUGACUUACUGACCUCCAAGUCCAAUGCACAACGCCAGCAGAUCUGUACGAGCUACAAGACCCUCUAUGGAAGGGAUCUGAUUGAUGACCUGAAGUAUGAACUGACGGGAAAAUUUGAGAGACUGAUCAUUGGCCUCAUGAGACCUCCCGCAGUCUACGAUGCCAAAGAGCUGAGAGACGCGAUCAAGGGACUAGGCACAGACGAGAAAGCCUUGAUUGAAAUCCUUGCCUCCAGAAACAACAAGCAAAUCCAUGAGCUCACCGCAGCUUACAAAGAAGUGUAUGAGUCUGAUGUGGAAGCAGACGUUGUUGGAGACACAUCGGGACAUUUUAAGAAGAUGCUAGUGGUGCUUCUGCAGGGGACCAGGGAAGCAGACGAUGUAGUGAGUGAGGAUCUCGUGGAUCAGGAUGCAAAGGAGCUGUAUGAAGCUGGAGAGUUACAGUGGGGAACUACAGAGAGUUCGUUCAUUACUAUCCUCGGAAACCGGAGCUAUUGUCACCUUCAGUUGGUUUUCGAUGAGUAUCAGAAGAUCGCUGGGAAGGAGAUUGAAGAGAGUUUGAGGGGUGAACUCUCGGGUGACUUUGAGAAGCUGAUGCUUGCUGUGGUCCGAUGUGCCAGAAAUACCCAGGAAUAUUUCGCUUCCAGACUAUACAAGGCGAUGAAGGGGAUGGGGACAAGGGACAACACUCUGAUCCGAAUCAUGAUUUCUCGUAGUGAGAUCGACAUGUUGGACAUCAGGGAGGAAUUCCGAAUGAAGUACGAGAAAUCGCUGCACAGUAUGAUAAGGAGUGACACCUCUGGAGAAUACAAACGAGCUUUGCUGCGGUUGUGUGGAGGAGAUGAUGAGUAA
Molecule: messenger RNA, 1132 nt
Organism: Chiloscyllium plagiosum (whitespotted bambooshark)
Lineage: Eukaryota; Metazoa; Chordata; Chondrichthyes; Orectolobiformes; Hemiscylliidae
Source: RefSeq, a predicted model, not a curated record